Messenger RNA from Tachysurus fulvidraco (yellow catfish), 724 nucleotides. RefSeq lists its product as uncharacterized. Bases 53 to 667 code for a protein of 204 amino acids. The record is from RefSeq and is a predicted model, not a curated record. Lineage: Eukaryota; Metazoa; Chordata; Actinopteri; Siluriformes; Bagridae. The transcript is spliced from 2 exons.
GCUGUGAAUCAUUUGUUCUUCAUCUCACGUCAUUAUUAAUGUCACUGGAGAUAUGAAGGAGGUGUACAUGAAGGAGGUUUAUAUGAAGGAGGUGUACAUGAAGGAGGUGUACAUGAAGGAGGUUUAUAUGAAGGAGGUGUACAUGAAGGAGGUUUAUAUGAAGGAGGUUUAUAUGAAGGAGGUUUAUAUGAAGGAGGUGUACAUGAAGGAGGUGUACAUGAAGGAGGUGUACAUGAAGGAGGUGUACAUGAAGGAGGUUUAUAUGAAGGAGGUGUACAUGAAGGAGGUUUAUAUGAAGGAGGUGUACAUGAAGGAGGUUUAUAUGAAGGAGGUGUACAUGAUGGAGGUUUAUAUGAAGGAGGUUUAUAUGAAGGAGGUGUACAUGAAGGAGGUGUACAUGAAGGAGGUUUAUAUGAAGGAGGUGUACAUGAUGGAGGUUUAUAUGAAGGAGGUUUAUAUGAUGGAGGUUUAUAUGAAGGAGGUUUAUAUGAAGGAGGUUUAUAUGAUGGAGGUUUAUAUGAAGGAGGUUUAUAUGAUGGAGGUUAACAUGAAGGAGGUUUAUAUGAUGGAGGUUAACAUGAAGGAGGUUUAUAUGAUGGAGGUUAACAUGAAGGAGGUUUAUAUGAUGGAGGUUUAUAGAUAUGUGACAGAUAUGUGUAUAAAAUAACACUAAACUUUAUUGUGAAUCAUUAUAAUGUGAAAUAAAUGGAUAUAAAAUACACAA